GAUCUACUGUAGCUGAUCUAUCUGUUCCUGGUCAAUAUAGGAUUAUCCGACCUGGUAGUGCUCUGGAAUUUGUUGAAUCCCGGCUGUUGAAAGAAGGUUUAGUGAAAAGGAUCGAAAUAAAAUAAAAAUGGAUCUUAUCAUACAAGCCUCCUACAUCAGUGAUGUAUUGGUUGACCAGCUUGUUAUGAACAGCAGAGGUCAACUGUAUGCAGACACAGCUGUUCUCAGCUGUAACCAAAUACAGACAUUUACAGCUGUCAACAUCUCUCCACCUAGCUCACCGAGAUCUGGAUCCCCUGCUCCCCGAGGAGAUGGGUCACCCAUCCUGUUUCCAGCCGAACCAUCUACUGCUCAACCUAUUCUCCUGAGUGAGGAUACGCAGAUACAGAAUCUAGUUAUGGAUCCUGAACACGCAAGUGCUCUUUUUGAUCUUAUAUCAAAAAGUGAUAUCUAUCGGAGGAAGUUUUGUCGGUUUUGGACCCGACGAGGGAUACGGAAUAUUUCUCCCCUGGCUAAGAGAGAUGAUCCUAAUAUGAUAUUAAAAAUAAAACUGCACUUACCUGCUGUAAGAACUGUUGAUUAUUUUGGAUGCCACAUAUCUAACAAGUUGCUCUGGGAGUUUAUUGAACUUGAGGAUGCUCUUCACUGGCUCUCUACACUAGGUGGUGCUUUCUCUAACCUAGGAGAACAUAGACAGGAGUUCGCAGUCAGAGCAGGAGAGAAUGCCAUGAAACAAUUAGCUGUUGCCAUGAAAUUUGGCGAUAAAACUGUUAUUGCUAAGUGUUGGCUAUUUGUUGCCAUGUCCAGUAUGCAGCAAGGAAAGUAUUCUACCUCAGCAACUAUCAUAAAAAGAGUUUUCAAACAAACUAAAGCAAAAGGAAUGCGGGAAUUGGCGGGAACUGCAAAGAUUGUAACAAUUUGCCGCGGCAUUUGGGCUAGGCUGGUCUACGAGGCAAACAAAGAUCAAAGCUCCAGUGUCCCUAUGUGUGAAGAACUAGAAGUUGAGUUCAAGUUCCAGGUUUCUUCAGAAUAUACCAAUAUCAUGCUGGAGAAGAUAGGAGCUCAACAGAUUAAGACCUCCAGGUUUACUGAUGUGUAUAUUGAUAGACAAGGGUUGCAGCUCCUAAAGAAAGAUCAUUGGUUACGUUUCAGGGAUGGCAAGGUUGAACUAAAGUGUCCUGUAAAGAAUAUUCAUCACUUGAACUCUAAUUCAACUUACAGAGAGUUGAAAGAUGUUCGAAGUAUAAAUGAAGAACUUGGUAUCAAACUUCCCAACCUAUCUCCAGCAGAUUUAGAAGAUCUUAAACCUGGAGAUGUACUUGGUAAGAAAGCAAAGAAUGAUAACCUUGAAAAUACUCCUGAUGCUACUUCUGAAGAUAAAUCGGAUAAUGACUGGAUGAUUUUGCUCACACUAACAACAACCAGAGAGUUGUGGAGAAUUGAUGAUAUUAAUAUCUGUAUUGACAAACUUGAUGAUGGAUUUAUUCUUGGAGAAAUGGAAAUAUUAGUACACAAUCCGUCCCAGGUUCCUUUGGCCACUGCUAGGCUGGAUGAACUUGCUGUAGAAUUAAGACUGCAAAAGCUGGAAGAGGGUAAAAUUGAACAUUGCUUAAGGACUCAGAAUCCAGAUGCCCUUGUGUUCUUGCGUCGCCUGAGAAACCCUGGAAACCAGUUUUUUUUAGAAAUAAAUAAAAAUAAGAUUUAAAAGAUUAUUUGCAUUUUCAG
Molecule: messenger RNA, 1725 nt
Organism: Eurytemora carolleeae
Lineage: Eukaryota; Metazoa; Arthropoda; Copepoda; Calanoida; Temoridae
Exons: 16
Coding region: 128-1705 (525 amino acids)
Source: RefSeq, a predicted model, not a curated record